Messenger RNA from Macrobrachium nipponense, 372 nucleotides. RefSeq names its product histone H3.v1-like. The record is from RefSeq and is a predicted model, not a curated record. The coding region runs from base 1 to 372 and encodes 123 amino acids. The transcript has 2 exons. NCBI's taxonomy places the organism in Eukaryota, Metazoa, Arthropoda, Malacostraca, Decapoda, Palaemonidae.
AUGGCUAAAGACAGUGGGAAGAGGGAGUUAGAGUGGCUGGACAGCAAGACGGAAACAAAGAAACGGGAACGGAGGACAAGAAAGAAAAGAGAAAGAAGAAGAAAAAAUCAAAUUAAGUGCACUAAAGGCGAUGACAUUUGGACCUCCCCGAAAAACCUGAAGCUUGAUGGAAGAUGUCCCGGAGAAGAAGAAGAAGAAGAAGAAGAAGAAAAAGAAGAAGUAGAGGAAGAAGAAGAAGAAGAAGAAGAAGAAGAAGACGUAGAGGAAGAAGAAGAAGAAGAAGAAGACGAAAGAGAGGAGCAAGAAGAAGAAGAUGAACUCCCUCACCGUUUGGCAAAAGGAUGGCGGCCAUUGAAGGAUUUGGUACGAUGA